This is a messenger RNA of Solanum verrucosum, 553 nucleotides long. RefSeq lists its product as uncharacterized. The transcript has 2 exons. Lineage: Eukaryota; Viridiplantae; Streptophyta; Magnoliopsida; Solanales; Solanaceae. The record is from RefSeq and is a predicted model, not a curated record. Bases 7 to 486 code for a protein of 159 amino acids.
AAAAUCAUGGAUUUUUUUAGAAAAUUAAGUAUAUUUGUUCUUUUUUGUCUUAUUACAAUUUCCUCUGAAAUAAUUCACACAAAUGGUGAUCAACAAAAUGUUGAAGACAAUAAAAAAGAACAAUCUCCUACACAAAUGCUAGAAGAAGCUUAUUCUAUGCUUCUUACAUCUACAUUACGUUCUUUGGAUGUGGCUAAGUCAUAUAUUAAUCAACUUCAACUUAAGUAUUUUCCUCCAAAUGUAGAUUUCAGAAGCAAGGAUGAUGUCAGUUCUAAUGGAGGUGCUGGAGAGAGGAUAAUGGAGGCUACUCAGAAGAGCUUUGAGAAGAGCAAAGAGACUGUAGAAGGAUCCGCCAAAUCUGCUGCUGAGGCGGUGGAGCAGAAAGUGCAUGACACAGCUGACAAAGUGAAGGAUACAAUAUCUGCAGGGCACAAAACAGAUGAGAAAACUGAAGCCACUGUGCCUUCUGGACAUGAUGAACUCUGAAAAUAAUCUACUAACAAGUCAAGAAGUGAUUAGCAUUUCUUCCUUUCUCUUCUGUAGUGUAAUACUU